GCGCGACGGAGCAGGGGGCUCCCUGCAACAAAGGCCUCCCAGGCAGGUCCUCUGAGCCCCAGCUGCAGGACGGUGGAUCCCCAGCGAGGCCACAGGCAGGAUGGCUGGUGCUGAGAAGAGCCUGCAGUGACUCUGGGGUCCCCAGCAGCAGCUCUGUCUCCUGAAGAUGAAGCGGCGGAGGUGAAGCCCGAGCCAGGCUGAUGGCCAGCUCGGGGACUGAGGUCCACUGGGCCGGGCCAGGCCUAGGGAAGGGGCCCCAGCAGCGGCGGCGCUGGGCCUGGGUUGAGGAAAAGGAUGCAGAGAGGAUCAACACUCGCGGCUGGGGGGACGGGCAGCCCUUCCCCAGUGCCGCCAGCCCCGAGCUCCUGGAGGACUUCCGCCUGGCCCAGCAGCAYCUGCCACCCCUGGAGUGGGCCCCAGACCCGCAGGAGUCAGGAGGGUCUUCAGGAGAAGAGCCUGAAGCAGAGGUCGUGGACAGCCCAGAAAGUUCCACCCUGCCUCUCCACUGGCCCCCCCAGCAGGACUGUCAGUUGAAUGUGACCGAAGAAGAGUCAGAGGAAGUCCCUGGGGGUCCUGAAGCCGAGGACCCUGGGGAGAGCUCCCCGCGGCCGGGGCAGGAGGCCGCUCUCAGCUCAGAGCACCGCGGGAACACCUGCACUGUGGCCCAGGGACAGGCUCAGGCCCGAGGCUGGGUGGCCUCUGGCCAACAAGCCAGUGGAAGCCAACUUCCAGAACAUUCUGAGGUCAGCCCAUCUGUUGAACUCGGCUCUGCCAGGUCUUGGAGCAGUGGCACCGUGAGCCUGGGCCGCAGCAGUGACAGCCUUAAUUCUUCCUGGGAGAGAGAGACGGAUGUCCCCCAGCCCACGGCCCUGGCAGAAAACCUGCCACAGAGCCCCUGCCACCACCUCAGCCCAGAUGACAGAACUGGAGGCAGUGUUGCUCCGGCAACGCCCACAGAAUUCCAGGACCCCUUAGCACCACCAGCCCAGAGCCCCCAGAACGCUGCAGGCACAUGGAAAAGAGCUACCACCAGCCUGUCACGGCCUGCCGACCAGGCCUGGAAGCAGACGAAGACAUCACCUAAGCCAUUGCCCUCCCGAUUCACUGGCUCCGUCAGCCCCCAGAAUCCCCGGCCUAGGCCAGCUCAGAAGGACAGGUCUCUGCCCAGGCACGGAGCCACUCUGGCCAACCACUCCUCUUCUGAUGCCCCCAAGUAUGGCCGGGGGCGUCUGAACCACCCGCUCCCUGAUUUCUCCAAGGUGGGGCCGCGAGUGAGGUUUCCCAAAGAUGAGAGCUACCGCCCCCCCAAGUCCCGAAGCCAUAACAGGCAGCCUCAGGGCCCCACUGGGCCCCUGAUCUUCAAGUCACCAGCCGAGAUCGUACAGGAGGUGCUGCUGAGCAGUGGAGAAGCAUCCCUGGCCAAGGACCCACCUCCUGCCCACCCCAUCUCCAGGGUACCCCAGGAGUUUCAGACGCCCGAACAGGCCACUGAGCUGGUCCACCAACUCCAGGAGGACUACCACAAGCUCCUCACCAAGUAUGCGGAGGCCGAGAACACCAUCGACCAGCUGCGCCUUGGGGCCAAGGUGAACCUGUACUCAGACCCGCCCCAGCCCAGCCACAGCAUCCAGGUGGGGAUGAUGCCCCAGGGGACCAAGGCCUUGUCCUUCACCAUCCCCCAGCCCUGCUCUGUGGAGUGGUGGCCUGGUCCCUCUGAGAAGCCCCAGGCCCCGGGGGCUACAGGGUGGCCAUCAGCUCAAGGAUCCCUGAGCCCCUCCUUGCCUGCUAGCAAGCCUGCCUCAGGGUGGCUUCCCGAGAGCCAGGGCACCACCAAGGACCUGUCCUCCAUGGGGUGGACCCAGGCCCUGGCUUCCCAGACCAGUCGGUUCCUGGCCAAGGUGGAAUCCUUCGAGGGACUGGUGCAGGCGGGGCAGCUCACACCCCAGGACCAGCUYAAGGGCUUCCAGCAGCUGAAGGCCACCCAUGCGGCCCUGGAGGAGGAGUACCUGCGGGCCUGCAGGGAGCCACACCUGGCUUCGCCCCUGGCCAGCUCCAAGGGGACCACUGGGAAAUUCGAUCCUGCCAGGGAGCUGGAGGUGGAGAUCUACCACCUGGGCAUUCGCCUGGACGAGCUGAAGGGCCACAUGGACCACAUCCAGCGAGGGCCUGAGCUAGCGGGGUCCGACUCGGCUCUGGACACUUCCCCCGCCACGCACUUCCCCCACCCGCCAACGCACCCACCCCGUCCUUCUGGACAGCCCACAGGCACCUGCCCGCUGCAUGCGAAUUUGGAGGUGAGUCUUGGUGGCAGUGAGGUAGAGGACAGGCCUCCAGACUUCCCAGCCCUGCUCAAGCAUAAGGAACUGCAGGUGGAGCAGGAUUUCCACGGCCUCCUGGAGAGGUACCUCAGUGUGAAGUCCCUUCCUGAAGCCUUGAGGGUGGAGGAGGAGAGGGAGAGGGACGAGAAGGAGCAGGAGGAAGAGGAGGAGCGUCCUUGCACCCUGGAAGUCGACAGGCCAGCUCCAGCUCCAGGGAGGGCCGAAGCCACCAGGGCUGUCCCAAGGCAGUACCUGGUGCAGGUGGAGAGGAAUCACAGGGCCCCUCUGCAGGAGGCCGGAGAGCAGAUGGUACCCCGGAAACCACCCAGCUUCCAGACUUCCACAACCAGAGAUGGGCACACAUCGGGCCUGAGCAAGGCCAGAGCUGCUCCUCUGGGGCCUGCCGUGCCACCUGCCCAUGCGUACCACCAGAGCAGCCUCACCAGCCUGGAGGGAAGCGGCAUCUCCGAGCACCUGCCACAGAAGUCUUUGCGCCACGCUGGCCGGCCCCACCCAGAGGAGCCCUGGAUGGCAUCCCCAGAGACAGACAGUGGCUUCGUGGGCUCAGAAACCAGCAGAGUGUCACCCCUCAACCAGACCCCAGAGCACCGACUCACCCACAGCAGCAACCCAGGAACAGCCCAGCGCUUCACAGCCUCUGCACCCCGUGAUGGGCCCUCCCACCUCAAGGCCAGGGGUCCUCUGGUCCCCAGAAGAACCUCUGAGCCCAGCACACCCAGGAGCCGAGCCCAGAGGCACCCCUCCAGCCAGAGCUGUCCUCUCCAGCAGAGGAAGCCCAGCUCCCACCUGGACCGGGUGCUGGCCGCUGAAAUGGUGAGCCCUGGCUCAGAGUUUGAGGGGCGAAAGCGGACUUCUGAGCAGCUGCUCCCCAGCAAUACGACCAGCCUGCUCCCCACCCCAGCCCCUGCAGCUGCCCCUCUGCCCUGUGAAUCUCCAGAGACCACUCCCAACCUCAUCCUCUCCAGGACUGGGAGAGACCAGGCCAUCCGMGAGCUGCAGGCAGAAGUGUCCCGGCUCCGUCUGCAACUGGAGGACAGCCUGCACCGGCCACACCAGGGCAGCCAGGCGCACCCAAUGACUGCCUGUGACCACCCCGCCCAGACUCAGGACCGGCCAGCUGCUUCCUCAGCCACCUGGGGCUCCCACUGUGGCAGUAAAUCCACAGAGCGAUUGUCCGGGGAGCCUGAAGGUGCAGAGCAACUUGCAGGAAGACGGCGAGCCAGGUCCUCCUCAGUGCCUCGGGAGGUGCCCCGACUGUCCCUGAGUUUGGACUCUGAGCCACCCUCCCCUCAGCUGUCAUCUGGGAAGAACAGGAGCUCCGAAAAUGGUCCCCGGGCCACUCAGGAGGGAAUCAGAGGGACAGGCAGCAGCAGACGUCCCGACAGGGUCUCCUUCCGGGGCCAGUACACAGGCCAGGAGUACCACCUUCUGUCCCCCAAGACUGCCCCAAGAAGCAGUGACUCAGCCUCCUGUCCCCACAGUCAGCCCAUCAGAUCACAGGACACAGAAACCACUGCCACCAGGGAGCUGCAGGGACUGUCUGCCACUGAGGCCCUCCGAUGUCCCUUGUGUGGCCACGUCGAGUCCCCCCCAGAGGGAGAUGGCCCUGGCUCUGGGGCAGAAAAGGCCACCGCAAGGAAAAAUGUACCUGUGGCUUCCAGCCCCAAGCAGAGGAGCCAGCGGGUCCCCUCGCCCGCACGGCCGCCCCCUGGACUGUGGUACCUGGCAGCUGCGCCCUCAGCACCGGGACCCCCGGCCUUCACCUACGUCCCCUCGAUACCCAUCAUGCCUUAUCCGCCAGCCACUGUGUACUUCGCACCCACAGCGCCUACCUCAGUCCCCACAGCCUCCUUGCGGGGACACCGGCACUCCAUCCAGCUGGACCCCGAUGACCUGGAGGAGCUGCACUCGGCCCUGAACCAGGCGGUGCAGGCUGCGGAGGACGUGCGCUCCACCACCCGGAGGAUGACCCGCUCGCUGUCGGCCGACCUGCGCCAGGCCCACGGCCUGCGGGACUCCUGCCUCUUCUGAUUCCCUAGAGGCUCUGAGAUGGGGAGGAGCCGGGGCAAAGGGCAGGCAGGAGCCACUGAUGCCCAGGAAGCCCUGCGGCCCCUCCUCAGGGGACAAGGACCUGCCCUGCCCGGUACCUUCAGAUGGAGCAGCGUCAGCCUGGGAGGCGGAGUAGCUUCCCCGGGGACCAGCCCCGUCCACAGGUGCUGCAAGCAAGGCCACUGUACCCACACAGAGCCCUGGGACUCUCCUCCCCUGCUCUGUCCACCUCCAGCUAAUAACAUGUGUCUUAUGUCCAGAUGGCCAGGCGCUCUUCAUCCUGGGAGUCACCCUGGUCUUGGCCUCCUUACAAGGCCAGAUACGUUGGGAAAGGCCAGGCUGUCUGGAGCAGAGCUGUCCCCUGCCUGUGACCAGCCACCUCUGGGAAGGGCCUUGUCUGAGGCCUUGYUCCUGGCGACUGGGCAGUGGGGCAUUUGUGGACUCUGAGGCAUCUGAGCUCCUUGCUGGGCUGCAGAGGCCUCUCCCCCAGGCCUGCUGGGCUGAGGACACCUCCCAGAGCCCUGGGAAGCCACCCGCCAGUGGCUCUCUGCACCUCGCCCCAGGCCUGGGCCCUUCCUAGGAUCUCAGUGGCAUUGGACUGGUGACCAGCUCCCUGCCAGGCCCCAGCUGGGGCCCUGCAGCCGGGCUGUCGGCUCCCGCCCUGCAGCAGUGCCCUCGGGUUCUGGAAUGUGUGUGCGCGGCAGAUGUUUGUAUAUUUGAGGCAUUUAAAAGUCUAUUUUCG
Molecule: messenger RNA, 5130 nt
Organism: Urocitellus parryii (Arctic ground squirrel)
Lineage: Eukaryota; Metazoa; Chordata; Mammalia; Rodentia; Sciuridae
Gene: Akna
Product: AT-hook transcription factor
Biological process (GO): neuroblast division in subventricular zone; neuroblast delamination; epithelial to mesenchymal transition
Cellular component (GO): centrosome
Source: RefSeq, a predicted model, not a curated record